Babesia bigemina is the source of this 288-nucleotide messenger RNA. RefSeq lists its product as hypothetical. Bases 1 to 288 code for a protein of 95 amino acids. The record is from RefSeq and is a predicted model, not a curated record. Gene Ontology annotation, cellular component: endoplasmic reticulum. The transcript is spliced from 3 exons. Lineage: Eukaryota; Apicomplexa; Aconoidasida; Piroplasmida; Babesiidae.
AUGUCGGCCAUAUCGCGCAAGAUCGGGCUUAGGAACGAAAAGUUCGCCACGAAGGUGGCAUCCACUGGCGGCACCAAGACUUCUGGGCAGCGUCGUACCAUCAGUUUCUACGUGCUCGCCUUCUUGCUCUUCGUGCUGGUGUGCUCAGGCAUUUGCGAGAUGCUUAUGCACAUCCCGCAACUGGACCCCGCUAACGCCGCAGUUCUGGGUAUUGUUAGCUGCUACGGUCUCCUUGUACUGCUACAAUCGCCGUCGCUCCGACGAAGGGGAAGAUAUGCUAGCAGCUGA